GAUACUGCUAUCAUGGCAGGGAAGCCCAUACUUCACUACUACAAUGGACGAGGCAGAAUGGAGUCUACCUGGUGGCUUUUGGCUGCAGCUGGAGUGGAGUUUGAAGAGAAAUUUCUAGAAUCUGCAGAUUUGGACAAGUUAAGAAAUGAUGGGAGUUUGAUGUUCCAGCAAGUGCCCAUGGUUGAGAUUGAUGGGAUGAAGUUGGUGCAGACCAGAGCCAUCCUCAACUACAUUGCCAACAAGUACAACCUCUAUGGGAAGGACAUCAAGGAGAAAGCUCUGAUUGAUAUGUAUACAGAAGGUAUGGCAGAUCUGAAUGAAAUGAUCAUUAUUUUGGCUAUAAUUCCACCUGAGCAGCAAGAUGCCAAGCUUGCCUUGAUAAAAGAGAGAACAAAAAAUCGCUAUUUCCUUGCCUUUGAAAACAUAAGUGAAAGCCAUGGCCAAGACUACCUUGCUGGCAACAGACUGAGCCAUGCUGACAUUCACCUGGUUGAACUUCUCUAUGAGGUGGAGGGGAUUGACCCCAACCUCAUUGCCAGCUUCCCUCUGCUGAAGGCCUUGCAAACCAGAAUCAGCAACCUGCCUGCUGUGAAGAAGUUUCUGCAACCUGGCAGCCAGAGGAAGCCUCCUGAAGAUACGAAGAGUAUAGAAGUAGUAAAGAGAAUUUUCAAGUUUUAA
Molecule: messenger RNA, 678 nt
Organism: Carlito syrichta (Philippine tarsier)
Lineage: Eukaryota; Metazoa; Chordata; Mammalia; Primates; Tarsiidae
Product: glutathione S-transferase A1-like
Exons: 6
Coding region: 13-678 (221 amino acids)
Biological process (GO): glutathione metabolic process; xenobiotic metabolic process
Cellular component (GO): cytosol; extracellular exosome
Molecular function (GO): glutathione transferase activity
Source: RefSeq, a predicted model, not a curated record